Apodemus sylvaticus (European woodmouse) is the source of this 1897-nucleotide messenger RNA. RefSeq names its product GDP-mannose pyrophosphorylase A (gene Gmppa). The coding region runs from base 314 to 1717 and encodes 467 amino acids. Gene Ontology annotation, biological process: biosynthetic process. The record is from RefSeq and is a predicted model, not a curated record. The transcript is spliced from 14 exons. NCBI's taxonomy places the organism in Eukaryota, Metazoa, Chordata, Mammalia, Rodentia, Muridae. Gene Ontology annotation, cellular component: cytoplasm. Gene Ontology annotation, molecular function: transferase activity.
ACGUGGUGGAGGGGGUGGUGGGCACGGUAGGGGUAGCGGUCGGACCCUAGACGUAGGGAGGGCUCGCAGUGCCUAUCUUGCUCUCCUCAUGCCCACGCUUGUAUUGGUUCCAUAACCAGUUGGCUACGAGAAACUGACGUCUAUUGGACAGACUCAGUUGUGGGGUCCAGAAGGUCAGCAAUCAAUCUUUGGAAUCCAGAGAUUCGGCACCAGUGGUCAGUAUGCGCACUGCUGGAGUAGUAGGCUCCGCGUUUGACAUGUCAAGGGAACCUGUCUUUUGACUCGAGCACAUGUUUAGGGAACAGCUAUCAUCAUGCUCAAAGCUGUGAUCCUCAUUGGAGGCCCCCAGAAGGGGACUCGCUUCAGGCCUUUGUCUUUUGAGGUGCCCAAACCGCUGUUUCCUGUAGCAGGAGUCCCUAUGAUCCAGCACCAUAUAGAAGCCUGUGCCCAGGUCCCUGGGAUGCAGGAGAUUCUUCUUAUUGGCUUCUACCAGCCCGAUGAGGCUCUCACCCAGUUCCUAGAAGCUGCCCAGCAGGAGUUUAACCUUCCAGUCAGGUACCUGCAGGAGUUUGCUCCCCUUGGCACAGGGGGUGGCCUCUACCAUUUUCGGGACCAGAUCCUGGCUGGGGCACCCGAGGCCUUCUUCGUGCUCAAUGCUGAUGUCUGUUCUGACUUCCCGUUGAGCGCCAUGUUGGAUGCUCACAGGCGCCAGCGUCACCCUUUCCUACUCCUUGGCACCACGGCUAACAGGACACAAUCUCUCAACUACGGCUGCAUCGUUGAGAAUCCACAGACGCAUGAGGUCCUGCACUAUGUGGAGAAACCCAGCACCUUUAUCAGUGACAUCAUCAACUGUGGCAUCUACCUCUUCUCCCCAGAAGCCCUGAAGCCUCUCCGGGAUGUUUUCCAGCGUAAUCAGCAGGAUGGGCAACUCCCUGGUUGUCCCACAGACAUCUUUGAGAACAGAAGGCAACACACACUUGGCUGCACAUGUGCUCAAGUGCAGACACGCACAGGCACACACACGCACACACGCUCGCUCGGGCUGCCCAGAGCCUUGCAGGCUAAUGUCAGGGAGGAGUCUCCAGGCUCGUGGCCUGGCGCAGGGACCAUCCGACUGGAACAGGAUGUGUUCUCCGCCCUGGCUGGGCAAGGCCAAAUCUACGUGCACCUCACAGAUGGCAUCUGGAGCCAGAUCAAGUCUGCAGGCUCAGCCCUUUACGCCUCCCGCCUCUACCUGGGGCGAUACCAGGUCACUCACCCAGAACGGCUAGCCAGACACACUCCAGGGGGCCCACGCAUCAGAGGAAAUGUUUACAUCCAUCCAACUGCUAAAGUGGCCCCGUCAGCCGUGCUGGGCCCCAAUGUCUCCAUUGGGAAGGGGGUGACCAUAGGUGAGGGUGUGCGUCUGCGAGAAAGCAUUGUACUCCACGGAGCGACUUUGCAGGAACACACCUGUGUCCUUCACAGCAUCGUGGGCUGGGGGAGCACAGUGGGACGCUGGGCCCGCGUAGAGGGCACGCCCAAUGACCCCAAUCCCAAUGACCCCCGAGCUCGCAUGGACAGUGAGAGCCUCUUCAAGGAUGGGAAGCUGCUUCCUGCCAUCACUAUCCUGGGCUGCCGCGUCCGGAUCCCUGCUGAGGUGCUCAUCUUGAACUCGAUUGUCCUGCCACAUAAGGAGCUGAGCCGGAGCUUCACCAACCAAAUCAUCCUGUGAGGGUGUGCUGCCAAAAGGGCCCCGGACUCCGCCCGCCCACUCUCCUUUGGGCCACUGCCUGCCUGGCCAGCUCAGUACAGAAAAGACCUGGGAGGAAGCCACCUUGUAGGGAGCCAUGUGUGUGGCCAGGGACACCUGGCCUCCCUCCCCACUCCCAAAUAAACCCCUGUGAACCUGGGA